Molecule: messenger RNA, 879 nt
Organism: Dalotia coriaria
Lineage: Eukaryota; Metazoa; Arthropoda; Insecta; Coleoptera; Staphylinidae
Product: cyclic GMP-AMP synthase-like receptor
Exons: 3
Coding region: 1-879 (292 amino acids)
Source: RefSeq, a predicted model, not a curated record
AUGGCGAUGAGCAGACUGGAAGAAGCGCUGCAGGAGAUCAACAGGGAAAAGAUUCAGUUGAAGGAUGAGGAAAUCAAACGAAACAAUCAACUACUGCAUGAAAUGAUGGAAUUCUUCAUUGGAGAGUUCAAGAAAGAUUCUUUCUUCAAUUCCAUUUAUGAACGGUUUUUCUUUGGUGGCAGUUUCUACGAUGGACUUAAAGUCGGUAAACCGAAUGAAUUCGAUAUUGAUUUGGUGUUCACUUUGCCCACGGCCGCAAAUGCAACUAUUGCCACCCAUGAUGAUCAUCCAGGCUUUGUCCAAGUAAAGGUGGAUCGAAAUGUGGGAACACUUAAUGAUGGUACAUUGUUACAUAUUAAAAACAUCAUGAAGUGGUUCCAAGGUUUGGUGGAUACCGCCAAGAACGCGAUGCGUUACCACAACCUCAACUUUUCGGUUGUAAAAACAACUGUCACAGUCGGCCCUGCAAUUACCUUUACGAUUGGUGACAAGCGAUACGGAAAACAGUUCGAUGUUGAUUUUGUGCCUUGUUUUAAAUUCCCCUCUUCGCAAUGGCUGGGAAAUUAUGUAAGAUUGACGGAAGGAUCGGUUGAUCCUAACGACCAGCUUACCAAAGAGUUUCUAGUCGUGCCAAAACCCAGAGACAACUAUUGCCAGACACUUUUCCGAUUGUCUUUCCAGGGACAAGAGCGCCUCUUGCUCGAAGGAAAAGGCCAUGUGAAACCUGCAAUUCGGUUACUUAAGCUCUAUCGCGAUCAGCAUACUGAUUCCCCCAUCAAGAGUUACUACCUGAAGACGUUGGCACUUCAUGCUUUGCAGGACUCCAGUUUUAUUUACAAAGAUGCGACUUUAAGUUCUGUCUUUGUGCAGGUAACAUAA